UGUGAGCCAAACAGCAGGGAGGAGAAGCUUUGGGACUGUAAACUUUUAGAGCAGUCCAUUUCCCAAAGAGUGUGGGAGGGAGACAGACAGAAGUGGAUGGCCCAAGACCUGGAUUCACAGCUUUAAAAGUAGGAGCGGGAUUUUGAGUUUGGGGCAAUUCUUCCCCAGGCCUGGAGAGAGUGAGGUGGAAUAUAGCAGACUUUCUGUGGAAGUUUUUACUCAGUGGGGAGAAAGAAAAAGGAGCAUUAAAGGGUGAGCUGUAGUUCACGGGGUCCAGAUGGCAGGCAUGAGGGGCCCGACCUGCAUUGGAGUCUGGCUCUAGAGUCCACAGGGGCUCACACUUCAACUGGACACAUUCCACAGGACGUGUGCCCAUGAGGUCGUCAUCACUGGUCCUGCUCCUCCUGAUCGGCGUCCAGGCUGUACUGAACAUGGGAGGUGGAUUGGCCCGGAGUGCCGGGGCACCCAACCACAAAGUAGGACAGCAGACGGCAGCCAAUCACAGAGCAAGACAACAGCACACAGUAGCCAGGGACCAUCUUACUGAAGAGCACACUUCGAAGCAGCAUCAUAGGACCAGCCACCACAGGACCAAGAGGCCUCAUCGGGCAGCUUUAAAUGCAAAGGAUAGGAGCCCUCUUGUUGGGCACUCUACGUUGGAUUCCCUCCCUGACCCCUCCAACCCAGUGGUGGAUCCCAAGCUCUUCUCCAAGAGACGUUACCGUUUCUCACCUCGUGUCGUCUUCAGUGAGGUUCCACCAUCACAUGAUGCCCUAGAAGGUGAGGGCUAUGAAAUUGAUGGAGUUAGAGGGGUGAGGGUAAGGCGCCGAGCAGGAUCACGCACCAUGCACCGAGGAGAGUACUCGGUAUGUGACAGCAUGAAUACCUGGGUGAGCAACCUGACAAAAGCCACAGACAUGUACGGAAACGAAGUGGAAGUGCUGCCCAAUGUUACAAUCAACAAUGUGGUGAAGAAACAGUACUUCUAUGAGACCACCUGUCGAUCCCCUACUCAAAGGGGUUCUGGAAACGCAAAUGGUGGGAAGCCGGGGGGUUGGGGUGGAAAACAAGGUUCCAAAUCAGGCAACUCGGGCUGUCUCGGCAUCGACAGUCGCCACUGGAACUCCUACUGCACCAACUCACAUAUUUUUGUAAGUGCCCUCACCACCUUCAAUGAACAGACAGCCUGGCGUUACAUCCGCAUCAAUGCCGCCUGUGUGUGCGUCCUCAGCCGGAAGUCUUGGGGAGGAAGGCGGGGGCACUGACUGAGGCGGACGCCCGACCACCAGACUAUGAACCGAGCACAAACAUUUCUCAUUAACAGCCACUGCAGCUUUAUUGCCAAUACUGUAAUCCUUUCCCACACAUCCAGACAAACACCCCCACUGACCAAAGCAUCCAAACAACACACGUACUUAAUGCAAACACACACAUCCACACACUCGAACAUCUGUCCAGCCCCUCGGCCCCCCGACCCUACCUCAGUCAAAGAAGUCCUGGUUGUUUUAAAUUAUGAGGACUGCAUGUCAUAUUUAUGGUUUAUACAGUCAAAUAUAAAAUUAUAUACAGUAUGUGUAUAUAUACAAAAUGAAUUCAAGCUUUUAAUGUUGAUGUUAUUGUUGUUUUUGUGUUGUUCAUGCUGUUAUUUAUUAAACACCUCAGUACUUGCCCGGUUUGUUGUGUCUGUUUGAGAUCAUGCUGACCGUCACACAUCUGCAGGUCUGAUCAACUCUGGUUGUUUUAACGUCUUUUAGCUCUUUGCUUCACAACUUUAGUUUCAUUGUCAUCUUCUGUAAACCAUACAAAAUCCAACCAGCGUCAUAAACAGGUUCGAUAAACUUUAGCGUUUAGCUCAUGAUAAAUCCAAAAGCAGCAACCUUCGGGGAAACAAACAAGACACUAAACUUUAUUUGAUGUACUUGUGUUUUCUUUCUUUAUAAUCUUUGCUUAUAUUAAAUAUUGUAAGCAUAUUCACAUAUACCAGUUAAAGUGGGGAAGAGAAAUCUCAACGUGCAGUAACACGGGGUUUCUAACAGUCAUUGUCUUCUUUAAAUGAUUCCCACGUGCAAAAGCUAAAAGUCACAAGCCCAGACACUGAGUCACCUUAAAUAUUUUCCAAAUAUUGUUACCACAUAAUUAUUAUUAUUAUUCUAUUUUCUUUUUUGUUCUUUUUUUUUAAUUCCCAAAUUUCUGGUGACUCAUGUCUCUGCAUUAAGAUAUUCCAGGAGAGAGAACAGCACCCAAAAGCAGAGGAGGCAGUAGAAAGACUUGUAUGUGAACAUCGAUGCCUGAAGGAAUGUGAUUCAUUCCAUGCAGGCACGAGAGACGUGCUUUGCAUUUUAUACACACAGAUUUAUUAGCUGUGAUGUUCCCAGUGUUCCCAGCAGUAGUGGUGACUUCUCGCCAGCUUGGCAUACCGGUGUAAACACUACGGGAAGUCUCUGUGCAUUUGUACUUGGAAGGAAUGAAUAUUGCAUAGAGACAGGUUCACAACUAAAGAAAAAUAGCAAACUGUAUCUUAGCAAGGUACUAGGGCCACAAUGAGUCACUACAACAGCUUUAAUGUUUCUGAUCUUAGAAAGUUUGGACACUGGUGGGAAAAACAUGCACAUUUUUUCAUGAGAUAAGCUAAAUGCAAGCAUUUUUUUCACAUGUAAAUGCAACAUCUAAUACAUUAUUUUUCAAUACCUUGUUUGGCCUUAAUCAGAUUAUUAGGACUUGUGCUGCAAGUCAACUACUGCUUCUAUAGCAUGAUCAACUUCAAACGUUUUGAUACUCAGCAAGUGUGGCAGUGGAAAUGUGAAGCUUACAAAGCCAUGAAAGACUCUGUAAUCAUAUCAAGUCAAACAUGAACACCUCCGAGGUAAAAUAUCAAUCAUCUGAAAUGUCAGGAAAUGGCAAUCAAGGGGAACUGAGGGGAAAAAGAACUAAUAUGAAACAUGUCUGCUAGGCUGGAAGGUUGCACAAAAACCUCAUUGUGACUAUAAAGAAAGUAGCUUAAGGAAGUAGCCUUGACUUGUUUACAGCAAAGGUGUAACCCUCCAACCUCAUCAAAAAUUCAACUCGAAGUCUAUUGAUAAAACAAUUCAGCUUUGGAGGAAUGUUUGGUCAAAGAGAUGAGAUGCAUUUGAUGGUUAAACAUAGACUAGAAAUGUGCUUUUGAUUAUGUGACAUAGGUGCUGAUACAACAGAUCAAUAUUUCAAGCAGCCAAGAAUCCACUAUAGGUUGUCCUCACCGUUCUCUCCCACACAACAAUGACUGUCCGGCUGCAUUUUCAGUUUUCUAUGGGGCACAAUUAGUCUUGACUGAAGCUGUUGACUAAGGGAUACGAAGUAUUGAUUAUAUUUGAGCUAAAGGCCCCUUGUGAUGCAUGAACUCCAGUCACCAUUUUGCAUAUUCCUGUGUUGUUUCUUUUUUACUUAGGAAAAUAUAUUUAUCACAUUCCCUCUCUACAAGACAUGUAAUCAUAACAAUAAUUCAUGGGCAACAGUGAGACUUUGUCAUUUGACUUGAUGUUGUGUUUUGAUAAGAUCUGUGACAUGCUAAUUAAAUACACUAACCACAACACACCACCUAUCAC
Messenger RNA from Haplochromis burtoni (Burton's mouthbrooder), 3581 nucleotides. RefSeq names its product nerve growth factor a (beta polypeptide) (gene ngfa). The transcript is spliced from 3 exons. Bases 375 to 1265 code for a protein of 296 amino acids. The record is from RefSeq and is a predicted model, not a curated record. Gene Ontology annotation, biological process: positive regulation of collateral sprouting; negative regulation of neuron apoptotic process; positive regulation of peptidyl-serine phosphorylation. NCBI's taxonomy places the organism in Eukaryota, Metazoa, Chordata, Actinopteri, Cichliformes, Cichlidae. Gene Ontology annotation, molecular function: nerve growth factor receptor binding; growth factor activity.